Molecule: messenger RNA, 840 nt
Organism: Cotesia congregata
Lineage: Eukaryota; Metazoa; Arthropoda; Insecta; Hymenoptera; Braconidae
Source: the annotation of a GenBank genome assembly
AUGAGUGAAGAAUUCGCGCAAUCAUUUAAAAAAAUGUCCUUCACAAAAGAACUAGAAAUUAAUGUGAAAAAUAAAUGGGUUUCUUCUGAAAAUCUCAAAAUGGAUUUCUGUCCAGAAUUUGUCUUUAACAUUUCGGUUCUACGAAAUACUAUGACGAUACAUUUCACAAAAUACAUUACUAAUUGGACAGACGAUGUUAUCUUUAAAAGUUUUUCAAUUGCGGUUGACAAUGAUGUGUGUUGUGAAGAUGAUGAUGCUUACUACAAUGAAUAUCGUAAACGAUCAUCAAAAACAUUUUAUAAAAACAGAAUAAUGAUAACUUGUGAGACAAUUUGGUAUGGUUUUAAUGAUGACUUAUUGAGUGCCAGAAUAAAUAAAAAUAUGGAAACUUAUUUGAAAAAUGUCGAAUUUAGUGACGUAAAAAUUCGAGUGAAAAACAAUGAAGAAUUUCCGGCUCAUAAAGUCGUUUUAGCUUCCAACAGUUCUGUAUUUAAGAACAUGUUAACAACAGACAUGAAAGAAUCGAAGGAAAAUUGUAUCAAUUUUCCAGAAUUAGAUUCUGAUACUGUUAACAAAUUGCUUCACUUCUUAUAUCAUGGUAAAUUGGAUAAAGCUAGUGAUAACAGCGCUAUUUUAUUGGAAUUAGUAAAAGCUGCUGAUAUGUAUUUGAUAUCUGACUUAAAACGUGUCUGUGACGCAUUUUUGAGUAGACUUUUAUCAUCUGAGAAUGUUUUCUUACUAUUGGAAAUAUCCAGGACUAUUAAUUUACCAAUUGUACGCCAACAAUCUUUGAUUUUUAUCGCCAAUCAUGUGGAUGUAUUAUUCGAGGAAGAAAUGUAG